Pleurotus ostreatus (oyster mushroom) is the source of this 924-nucleotide messenger RNA. RefSeq lists its product as uncharacterized. Bases 1 to 924 code for a protein of 307 amino acids. The transcript has 3 exons. Lineage: Eukaryota; Fungi; Basidiomycota; Agaricomycetes; Agaricales; Pleurotaceae. The record is from RefSeq and is a predicted model, not a curated record.
AUGAAUUCUGCCGUCCCCCAAGCUCCAGUUCGCAACAAGACAUUCUACAUGGAUAUCUCUAUAUUUCAAGUAGAGAAUGACUUAUUCAGGAUCCCUACGAGUUACCUCAAGAAAUACUCGGUGAUUUUUCAUCAAAUGCCGUCUCUCAACGCGCAUCCAGGAGCAGAAGCUGCGGGACAAAGCGACGGGAACCCCAUCAAGCUCGAAGGUGUUAGCAAGGUUGAAUUCGAGCGAUUUCUGACGGUCGUAGGCAAAUAUGAAGUCGAGCCGAGCAAGUCGUUUGACGCUCCCCACUGGCUUUCGGUAUUGAAGCUAGCUAACCUAUGGGGGUUUUCUGACCUUCGGAAAACUGCCAUCACGAAACUUUCGUCCGAAGAACUCCGUCGCGCAUCCACAGCUACGGUCCGGCUUCAUUACGGCCGUCUACACAAAGUUGAGCAAUGGGUCGAGCAAGCUUAUACCGAGCUCGUAGAUCGGCGAGAAAAGAUCGGCGAGGAUGAAGCUGAGUUGAUUGGCUGGAAAGUUUCACUCAAACUCUGCCACCUCCGAGAGGACUUCCAUGGGCCACCGAAAACAGUGACAGCCGUGGCAACGAACACUGCCGUUCUCGUUCCCCCUGCUUCGCAGCCGUUUGUCUUCUCGCCAAACAACAAUAUUUUUGGAUCAUCCUUGCCCAAUACUACACAAACCUCGUCGCCUAGUAGGUCUGGCUUUGGAACGUUCGGUGGAGGUGGCUUUGGGGUGCCUCCGUUGAGCCCAGGACCCUUUGCUGCCUCCGCAACGAAGAAAGAGUCACCAGCCACGUCGAGUCCAACACCUCCGACGACUAGUCUAUCAGCAGUGCGGCAAGUGUUCGCAGCUGAGCUGAAGGAGAUUAGAGAGGCGGGCGCUGCCUUGAAUGUUCCACCGCCUAGAGCAUCAUAG